This is a messenger RNA of Symbiodinium natans, 705 nucleotides long. The record is from the annotation of a GenBank genome assembly. Lineage: Eukaryota; Dinophyceae; Suessiales; Symbiodiniaceae.
AUGGCUCUGUUCCUGCUAGUUUCCAUGCUGCCUCUUGCUGGGCGAGUGCUGGCCCUCCGGCAAAAUCAGGAGGAAGACCUUGUGCUCCACGAGGCAGAUCCCGAAUUGCUCCCGACGGGCAAGGCUGGCUAUUUCAUGCUGUGCUGUGUCUCGGACAAGGCAAGCUUUGGUGUUGCAGACUCGCGUUUCCGCGGUGCCGCGGGGCGGAUGCUCCAGGCUGUUGCAGAGGAUGGUGCCUAUGGCAUGGGGAGCGAUUUCCAUCGGCAUCGUUUCAACAAGCAUUGCAAGGCCGCAUUGCGUCUGGACCAUUGCCCUGAUGUCGAAGCCCCGGCAGAUGACGAUGCACGCAGUGAUCCUGACAAGCUGGCGGCCGCAAUCGAGGAGUUCCUCGCCAAGUACGGCAUUCACUCUGAGGAGAAGACGCCGGAGUAUAAAACCUACAUGGGGCACGAAGCCAGGUGCCCGAAGGACUUCCACCCGCAGCAGGAUCUCUUGCGCUGCAGCAGCGACAUGAAGCACUUCUUGAAGCUCUUGGAGCUAUGGCUGAAGAAGUUGCAAGCAGAGGAGGAGGUCAAGGACAACACCGGCAUACGCGGCUUCUUCUUAUCAAACCCGAAGAGCCGUCAAAAAGCGUACGAGAAGCUCAGAGAUGCGGACUUUGACCUCGUGAAACUCUGGUUUAAGCAUCACAAGCGCGACAUGUGA